Fusarium verticillioides 7600 is the source of this 1401-nucleotide messenger RNA. RefSeq lists its product as hypothetical. NCBI's taxonomy places the organism in Eukaryota, Fungi, Ascomycota, Sordariomycetes, Hypocreales, Nectriaceae. Bases 1 to 1401 code for a protein of 466 amino acids. The record is from RefSeq and is a predicted model, not a curated record. The transcript has a single exon.
AUGGCCAACUCGGCGGACCGAGUCUUCCAUACUUUGGAGCUGGCUCAGCAAAUCGUCUUUGAGCUAGAACUCAAGGACUUCUUCAGAGCAUUAUUGAUCACAAAAGGACUUUGGGAAAGCCGUAUACCAAACCACGUUUGGGAGGAACAUCUUAUGCGUCUUGGAUACCCACUUCACACUAUUCGACAAACCCGUCAUUCGCUGAAGUCCUGUUAUAUGAGCAUAUCUCAAGCCGCCGAUGCCCUCAGUCACGGAGUCAUCCCCGGAUCGAACCUUAUGAGUUUGGAAGAUGAACUUGGAGGGAAUUAUAGAUACGAAUACCACUUUGAUGGCGACAUGGGAGCGCCACUCAUUAUUCAAUCGUCCCCGCCAGCCAAAGUGUCAGACAAGUGCAACAUCUUUGCGAUAGAUAUCGAAGACUUACGCCUCUUAUUCACAGACAUAGAGAAUUUCCCCAGAAGCGUAGUGCUCAAUGGCACUGCUCUCCUAGGACUAGAUCACAGUGCUGGGGACAUAUAUACACCUCCCGUUGUUCUAUACAAUCUGGAUGACUGGUCUCUAGUAAACAAGUUUACAAUCACUCGUCCCAACAACGAUGAGAACAUGAACUGGCUGAGAGACUACCAGCUCUAUAAUAAUUUCAUUGUAGUUACUUCCGUCAUCUUUAACCAGGCAGAGGAUCUGAUCCAGACUUCGUUCGAUGUUUGGGACGUUCAAGGAACGAAACAUGGAGAAAUCAUUGUCCCUGAUGAACAAGGGUUUGCAGACGAUCCGUUCCAUUCCACUGACGGCCGUCACUACUUGACGAUACUUAGCAACCCCUUGUUUGAAAAUCGCUUACAAACUACUAUUCAGAUAUGGGACCUGGAACGGAUGGAGUUGACAUAUAAAUACACCAUCUCCCAAGAAGACAUGGAAAAAGAUCAUUGCUGCCAUACAACAAAUGGUAUUGUGUACAUUUGUGACGAUUUAGCCAAAGUUUCCGAGUACUGGGCUGUUGAUGGAAGACCUAUUUCCAGGAAAGUUGCAGAGAUGGAAUUCAACUCUGAUCACUCAAGAAAGUUCUCAGAUGGGAGCAGAAUCGUAUGGGAAAAGUGGCUUACACUGUACACCAAGGAGGGAGAUGUAGUGCAGCGCUUCAAGGUGAAGCAGGUACAAGGGCAUUACUACCUUGAAGCUGGCAUACUUUUUGACAGAUUCAUCUUCUGCGUCUCUUGGCGGGAGAAGUCGAAAUAUGCCACCUUGAUGGUUUAUUCAAAGACGGGAGAGAAAUUGACAUGGACUCGUUUGGAUGUGAAAGGCCGCUGCUUGAGAUGGUUUGUUGACAUCGCGGGACGCCUGGUUUUGAUCUGGGACAGGAGUCCAUAUAUGGAAAUUAUAGAUUUCCGUGGUCUUUUGUGA